This is a messenger RNA of Pseudogymnoascus destructans, 1074 nucleotides long. RefSeq names its product orotidine 5'-phosphate decarboxylase (gene URA3). Gene Ontology annotation, cellular component: cytosol. Gene Ontology annotation, biological process: 'de novo' UMP biosynthetic process; 'de novo' pyrimidine nucleobase biosynthetic process. The record is from RefSeq and is a predicted model, not a curated record. Lineage: Eukaryota; Fungi; Ascomycota; Leotiomycetes; Thelebolales; Thelebolaceae. Gene Ontology annotation, molecular function: orotidine-5'-phosphate decarboxylase activity. The coding region runs from base 1 to 1074 and encodes 357 amino acids. The transcript has a single exon.
AUGUCUCGAAGCAUUGCCCAGACCCCGUACGAGGAGCGGCAAUCGGCUCACCCCUUGAGCGCGUACCUGUACCGUCUCAUGGUCGUCAAGGAGAGCAACCUCUGUCUCUCCGCCGAUGUCUCAAGCGCGCGCACCCUGCUGCGCCUAGCGAACUCGAUCGGCCCGUCGAUCGUGGUCCUCAAGACGCACUACGACAUUGUCAGCGAUUGGGACUCGGACGUCGAGACCGGCACCGGCGCACAACUGGCGGCGCUGGCCGCCAAGCACGGCUUCCUCAUCUUCGAGGACAGGAAGUUCAGCGACAUCGGAUCGACGGUGCAGAAGCAGUAUACCGACGGGCCCGGGAAGGCGGUCGAGUGGGCGCACAUCACGAAUGCGCAUAUCCUGCCCGGCGCAGCGAUUGUGUCUGCGCUGGCCGAUGCGGCGAGCGCCUGGCGCGAGAAGAAGAAGUACGAGGUCAAAACGGAUAUUACGGUUGGCACGCCCAGGCCAGAGAGCCUGUCCGAGGACGAUGAGGGCAAGGAUGACGAGGACAUCAAGAAUUUGAAGGCGCUUCAGGCACGUCGCAAGGCGAGCAUUGUCUCAAUCACUACCGUGUCGCAGUCUUACGAACCUGCCAACUCGCCACGUGCGCCUAUUCCAGAGUGCGAAGAGGACGUUAUCUUUUUUAAGAUCGAGGAGGCGCCGCUCGAUCGCGGUCUGCUUCUCCUGGCCCAGAUGUCCAGCGCUGGGAACCUGCUCGACGAGGCAUAUGCAAAGGCUUGUGUAGAGAUCGCAAGGAAUAACAAGGACUUUGUGAUGGGCUUUAUUGCACAGGAGACGCAAAACACAGCUGCAGACGACCAGUUCAUCACCAUGACUCCUGGCUGUCAAUUGCCCUCGGGCGAGGAGCAGCGUGCCAACAGUGACGGUCUUGGGCAGCAGUAUAACACCCCGCAAAAGCUGAUCGGAGAGAAGAGCGUGGAUAUCAUUAUUGUCGGCAGGGGCAUUAUUGGGGCGGCGGAUCCGGUUACGGAGGCGGAGCGAUACAGGAGGAAGGGGUGGGAGGCUUAUACGGCUAGGAUUGGUGCCUGA